GCCGGUCCAUGACGAACCUCGGGUUGUACCAAUGCGCUAGGCAAUAUUUUUUUCGGUUAUCGGUAGAGAUGCGGCCGUUUGAGGGGAACUGGGCGGAGAAGCUGGCCGAGAUACUAAACUGCCUUAGCAUAGACAAUAUCUUUGUCCCUUGCGUUGUGCAUUGGGGGAUAGUCUACAAGAAUGUGGCAAUAGGGGAGACGUUUCUAGAUGGGGUAAGAGAAUUGGUGUACGACGAGGAGGACGACCUCAAACUAGGCAAAAUGGCAACGGAGGAGGAGACAGAUAACCGUAAGAGUGAAGGAGAACCAGACUUAGAAGGCAGUGCCGCGCAAAGCGAAGGGGGGCAGAAGGACAAAGAAUCAAUAAAUCUGGAUGGUACCAAAGGGAACCGGAAGGAAAUCUCCACAGGGGAAAGCUCGGGGAAAGCCGGGGGAAGCAGGCAAGGGACCCAGAGGACCAAGGAAGGCAGAAAUAAGGAUAGGACAAGCCCCCAAAACUCGGAAGGAGCCAUGCCUAAGAAAGCAAGGGUCACAGAUACGAGACGCAUACUAGCCGAGAUAGACAAGAGGAUCGCGGAAUACAAGGCAAGAUUGAUUGAGGAAAUGAUGACUGGGAACGAGGAAGGUCCUCUGCAGGAGGAACCCCGGGACGACCGGAAAGCCUGCCAAGGUGAGACUGGACAAGGGGAUAAAGGUAAUGACCGUGGGGGAACGUCGAGCAAGAGAAGGAAAGAGAGAGAGAACUCUUCGGGGAUGGAAGCAGAAAAGGCUACGACUCCGCCGGCCAUGGAUAGUAGGGCUAGCCGCCUGCCGAUCACGUCGGCAGUAGCACGAGGAUGCGAAGGACUUUGGAGCCUUAGGGAAAGAGCGUUGGGAUGGUUUGACCUGGAAGGAACUAUGAAAAUCAGGGAGGGACAGAAGGCCGGCAAGGAAAGUCCGGAUAAUAGUAUGGCAGGCGAGGCCAGCAGCUCUGAGGCCGGCCUUAAAAACAUAGUGUCAGCCCUCGCACGAGCACUAAACAAAAAUCAAGGCUAUCUGGCGGACGCCAAGAAAAAGCUGACUUUCAACGGAGCAAACAUCACGGAGUUUCUGAUCGACUACGAGAACCUAGUUGUGUUACUAAAGUGGACCGAUGAGGAAAAGAUGGACCACCUAGGACAGCAUGUGUCGUUAAGCCUAGGACGGGACAUAAUGGCCAUUGUAGCCACAAGCCGGUCUUGGAAGGAGACCCGGGAUGUGAUGAUGAGGAAGUACCUAGCAGCAGAAAAAAUGGCAACGAAGGCCGACCUAGCGGCAGUUCAGAGGAAGAACUUUGCAACGUACAAUGAUUUCCUACGAGAAUUUACUCUAGUAGCACUAAGGAUCCCCGGGGUCACGGACCGGAUAAUGAGCAAAUAUUUCCUCAGGCAGUUCUCCGAGUUCGACAAAGACAAGAUCCUGUCAUCUUACCAACAGACGAGCAAGUUCGUAAACACGCGGGAUGUUAAUUUUAGCACGGCUAGCCCUAGGUUGCUCAAAGGGGUCAGACAACUGUUCACUCGGAGGCGAGUAGAAAUAGGCGACAACCCCGAAUUACCAGAAGGGGAGAGGGAGGAGGAAGCUCCGCAAAAAGUGGCUAACCUUCAGAGGAGUCACGGGGACUUGGAGGAUCUCGAAAAGGCCUUUGCAGACAUUCGUUUGAGCUUGCCCGACCGAGAGGGUGGCGAAGUCAUGAGAUCACCGCCCGGGACGAAACUUAGUUUUCAUGCGCUGCCCGUAGGGAAACUGAAAAUCCAGAUCGGGAGUCGUCAUACCAACGCAUUAGUAGACGGGGGAGCAGAAAUCACUCUCAUAAGAAGAGAUUUCGCAACGAUCACAGGACGUAUAGUAAACAAGGAAGUAACAGGGAGCAUCCGGGGAGCUGGCGGGAAAAUCCCGUUCGUUGGGUACGUCACGAAGUGUGCUGUAAAGGCAGGGGUCAGGGAAUCGAUCUGGUCGUUUAAGAGGAUGACCGUAAUGGAGGAGAUGGACCACGACAUAAUCCUCGGGAGACUGUGGUGCGCGAACGUGGAGAUGAUAGGCAUGCACUUGCACGAUGGCUCAUACAUGGUAGACAUAGAGGACCCUGUGACCGGCCGGGGAGAGCUCCUCCGACUCCUUGGAACGGGAGGAGACCUCCCGAAGGGGAAAUUGGCAACAUGGUCGCCGUCGUUCGAGGAUAGCACGCGAAAAGGGGCUUUCGCACGGAUGAAGGGUAUGAGAGAAAUGAUAGAAAUCAUGAUUGAGGAAGCAUUCAACAAGAAGGAGUGGAUCAAGAUGGGCCUUCCCCAGAAAAAAAGGAGGCAGGAGGACGAUGUCCUAGGUGUUAUGGUAGCGGAAAAGGAGUCAGAGAUCGAACUUGGUGCUAGCCUGCCCAAACGGAAAGAAGUGCGCAUAGAUGUGUCAGAAAUCGCACUCGAGAUCCCCGAUCUGUUACAACUCAUCAAGGCCCUCAGUUACCACAAAGAAGGAGUGAAUUCGGCAGCCUUGGCCAAGUUCGAAAGAGAGGUGCAAAAGGGAUAUUGCCUGAAUGAGAAACUAGUUAGUAUUCAACCACGAGUUGUAGAGGCGACGGGGGCGAUUCCGACUGUUCAUUUUUUAGGAGAAAGAUCCCGGAAGGAAAUGUUCGAAAGUACAAAUGCAAGUGAGGUGGCCGAAGUGCAACGCAGGAUGCUCGCCGUGGCCGGGGACAUGUUCCCAGAAAAGUGUGAGCCUUACAUCGAUGACAAUCCGAUCAAAGGCACGCAGGAGAAGGACGAGACGGAAGUCCAGUCAGAGAUCCGAUGUUUUGUGUGGGACCACCUGAAAGACAUCAAGGAUUUACUCCGCCGGUUUCUAGUAUACAACAUUACGGCUAGUGGACCAAAGAGUAUCCUAGCAGUACCGGAGGUAACUAUACUAGGAUUUCGUUGCAGUGCUUACAGCAGGAAGCCGGAUCCAGCAAAGACCGACAAGAUAUCACAGUGGCCGACACCACUGCGCACGACAAUGGAGGUAAGGGCAUUGCUAGGCGUAGUGGGCUUUUGGAGGAUCUUCAUUAAGAACUUUGCCAAGAUUGCUGAGCCUAUUCGGGUUAUGAUGAGGGAAGAAGGAACCACGGAUUGGACGGAAGAGCGAGAAGGAGUUGUCCAAAGGCUCAAGGACAUAUUGACAUCUGAGACAGUCGCCCUGUCCGCACCUUGCUUUAAUGACGAAGUGGGACGACCCUUCAUCCUAGAGACGGAUGAAAGACCUUUGACCGUGGGAGGUGUGUUGAUUCAAAGGGAUGAGAGAGGAAAAGAGAGGCCGAGGAGGUUCGAAAGUAGAACCCUGAACUUCGCAGAACGACGGUACUCACAGUUCAAGGAGGAGGUCCUAACCAUCUUGCACUGUCUUAGGACUUUUCAGGCCUACCUAUUUGGGAGGCGGUUCAUCCUCAGGAUCGAUCCGACGAAUGUCGCAGGGGCUCUAAAGAAUUACAGACCUAUAGAUCCGACGGUAGGGAGAUGGGUAGGAUUCAUCUGGCAGUUCGAUUACAAAAUCGAACGGAUUGCUGGAAUCCGCAACAAGGCAGAUGGGCUGAGUCGGGUUUGCAUCACUCCCGAAGGCAUGGAGGAUGCAGAGAUCAUAGACGCAUUCCUCGAAUACGAAGGAGGGACUCUCGCGGUGGAUAACGAAAUGAUAAACGGGGGAUGCACAUCGGGAGAACUAUUGAUCCAGACUUUGGAGAAGGUGGCACCUGCCGUAGUAGCAGAACUUAGAGAAGGACCACUUACCACUCGAGGGCGCAGAGAAGAAAAUGACUCAUGGGGAGCGAUAGUAGGACCGAAAGAGGAACUAAUAGCAAUGGCGGUCGAGGGAAAGGAAAGAGUUGCAAUGGGUGGAAACCAAAUGUAGGGAAGAAAGGAUGGGGGCAAGGAAGGAGAGGAGUUUUUCUAUGUUCAAUCAUACGAAGGGCUCUUUCGGGAGAUCGGGCUGUUAUUGGUAGGAAACAAACAACCUACGAAAGU
Chara braunii is the source of this 4006-nucleotide messenger RNA. The record is from the annotation of a GenBank genome assembly. Lineage: Eukaryota; Viridiplantae; Streptophyta; Charophyceae; Charales; Characeae.